AUGUUUCAACCGGUGGAGAACUUCACUUCUUCCGAUCAGGGACUGGUUGACAUUGAUGAUAGUGACUUUGAACCUGAUUUGGAUCGAAUGAUAGGGGAAAAACGGUCAAACACAUCUAGUCAUGCAAGACCGAGAAAUAGGAGGAAGAGAAGCGGCCCAGGACAGGCACUUAUGGAUGUCAUUGGCAAAUUGAUGGACAUGCUUGUAGAGAGGAGUAUGGGAUCGAGGGCUAGCAAUCGCAGUGGAGAUGAGGGGGACGAAGAGAACACUAGUGCUCCAUCUGAUCCGUUUUCCAUGAGCCAUUGUAUUGACAUUUUGACGGCCAUGCAAGUACCCACAGAGUUUUACAUGCCUGUUGUCAAGUACUUAUAUCAAAAUCCAGGGUGGCGAGAGGUCNAUCUUCUUGCCGAAGCCCUAAAGCUGCUUGCUGAUGCAACUUCCUCACCUGGAGAUAUUGGGAUAAGUUGGAGUAGACGGGCAGAAUGUGCACCAAAUGAUACAGAGUGUGUGAUAACAAUUAAUGAUAUCUACAUGUGGCUUUUGGCAACAUUUUUUGCAUGGUUUUUAUUGGCUAUCUACCUCGAUAAUGUAAUUGCAAAUGAAGCUGGUGUGAGGAAAUCAAUGUUUUACUUUUUAAACCCCUGGUAUUGGACAGGGAAAGGUGGAAGCAAGCCCGAAGAGGGUGGCAUUUGUAGUUGUAUCGGUUCAGUCCCUCCAUUGGAACAUAUUACUCCAGAUGACGAAGAUGUUCUUGUAGAGGAAAACAUUGUUAAACAGCAAAGUAGGGAAGGUGUUGAGCCAAAUGUGGCAGUUCAAAUACGUGGCCUUGUAAAGACAUAUCCUGGGACGAGGAACAUAGGUUGCUGUAAAUGCAAGAAGACUUCACCUUUCCAUGCUGUUAAGGGUUUAUGGGUAAACAUUGCAAAGGAUCAGUUAUUUUGUCUUCUUGGACCCAAUGGUGCUGGAAAAACUACCACAAUCAGCUGUUUGACUGGCAUAACGCCAGUGACUGGCGGAGAUGCACUGAUUUAUGGGAAUUCCAUUGGAAACUCAGUUGGCAUGUCAAAGAUUCGGAAAAUAAUAGGCGUUUGUCCCCAGUUUGAUAUUCUUUGGAAUGCAUUAUCUGGUGAAGAGCACCUCCAUCUCUUUGCUAGUAUCAAAGGCCUACCUCCUGAUUCAAUCAAAUCGGUUACUGAGAAUUCAUUAGCAGAAGUGAGGCUCACUAAGGCAGCCAAAGUAAGAGCUGGGAGUUACAGUGGAGGAAUGAAGCGUCGCCUGAGUGUUGCAAUAGCUCUUAUUGGUGAUCCGAAGUUAGUAAUUCUGGAUGAGCCGACUACUGGAAUGGAUCCAAUAACAAGGAGGCAUGUGUGGGACAUAGUACAAGAUGCAAAGAAAGGGCGUGCCAUUAUCCUUACAACACACUCAAUGGAAGAAGCUGAUAUUCUAAGUGACCGCAUAGGAAUCAUGGCAAAGGGUAGGCUUCGCUGUAUUGGAACCUCAAUCAGAUUAAAAUCGCGGUUUGGUACUGGUUUUGUUGCUAAUGUCAGUUUCACUGAAAGCAAAAGUGAACAAAGUCCUUCUAACAGGCCAGAAACAGUUGCAACACCUCAUCAUGAUGCAGUGAAGCAGUUCUUUAAAAAUCAUCUAGAUGUAGUACCGAAAGAGGAGAACAAAGCAUUCCUGACAUAUAUCAUCCCUCAUGAUAGAGAGGAGCUUUUGACGAAUUUUUUUAAGGAGCUGCAAGAUAGAGAAAGGGAAUUUGGUAUAGCCGAUAUUCAAUUAGGUCUUUCAACACUAGAAGAAGUUUUCUUAAAUAUCGCGAAACAAGCAGAACUAGACAAUGCUGCAGCUGAGGGGAGGUUGGUCACUCUAAACUUGUCAUCAGGGGCCUUAAUUGAGAUACCUCCUGGAGCACGGUUUGUGGGGAUCCCAGGAACAGAAACUGCAGAGAAUCCUAGAGGCAUAAUGGUUGAAGUAUACUGGCAGCAAGAUGAUUCUGGUGCCCUCUGCAUUUCUGGUCACUCUACCGAAACUCCUAUACCUCCUAAUGUGCAGUCACUAGCUCUGUCCGCAUCAACCUCCCGAAGAAGAUUCUUAGGGCAAAGAAGACCAAUUCAUGGUGUUGUGCUUGAUCCCAGUCAGAUUGAUGCUACAACGUCUUCGUAACGACAAGACAAUUUUUUUUUUUUUUCUGUAUAAUUAAUUUAUAUAUGUGUGCUUCAUACAAUAGGUAAAUAUUAUUUACAUAGUUUUGUCACAAUUUGUAAUUCUUUUUUCAAAUGUUACCAAUAAUAAGACAGUGAAAUUUAUGUUACAGUAGCAACAUUGAGGAAAUAUGUUGUGAUUCUAAACUUCAUGCUUUUCAAUUUAUUCA
This is a messenger RNA of Pistacia vera, 2374 nucleotides long. Its product is annotated as ABC transporter A family member 2-like. The transcript has 12 exons. Gene Ontology annotation, cellular component: membrane; intracellular membrane-bounded organelle. Gene Ontology annotation, biological process: lipid transport; transmembrane transport. The record is from RefSeq and is a predicted model, not a curated record. Gene Ontology annotation, molecular function: ATP binding; lipid carrier activity; ABC-type transporter activity. The coding region runs from base 1 to 2166 and encodes 721 amino acids. Lineage: Eukaryota; Viridiplantae; Streptophyta; Magnoliopsida; Sapindales; Anacardiaceae.